GUGCGCUGUUGAGAGUAAAAAUAAAAAGGCCUAUUCAAUUUUUUCAAGUCAUCUGUGCUUUGUUUUGAUAAUUUUGUCUGCACAUUUUUCACAUAAUUUUCUUAGAUUUUAGUGAAAAUCAGUGAUUAAAAAUGGUUUCAGUGUACGUUGGACUUCGUUUUCCAGUAGCUACAUACAGUGGUUAUGAAAGGAUUGUAGUGAACAAUGUGCAUUUAUCGCUGAACAGUGAUCCCAUAAAGGAAGAAGUGGCCAAGAAAGUGAAGAUUCCAGCUCAAGAAAUAGAAUUGAUCUACUGCGGGAAGCCCAUAAACGACGCACUCAGCUUGGAGAGCCAAUCAAUUAAGCCCGGAUGUACAAUUCAUGCCAUGCAGAAGGUACCAAAAGAAGAACCUCCACAGAAAGUUAGUAUCACUCCUGAGCAAAAGCAAAGGAUUGUUGCACAGUUCCAGACCUUCCUGAGCAGUAACUUUCAGCGAAUCUCACGCCCUGAAGUGCUUCAGGAAAUCCUUGAUGAAUAUCCAGGUUUCCACAGCAAUCUCGGAGCUCUAGCUUUUCUCCGGGAUCCUAUUUUGCUGUCAUCAAUGCAGGAUCCAGAAAAUAUAGAGAAGAUCCUGGAGAACUACAGUAUCUUAGUGGAAGCAGCUCCUUUUAUUGCCAAGGUACUCAAAGGAGCAGAGAAAUCCAAAAAGGACGCCAGUACGGAAGUCUAUACUGGAGAUGAUCAAUCGGAUUCUUCAUCAGGUUCAGAGAGUCCUUUGCCCACGAAUCCAGACAGAAAUACUCCUAGGAGGAUCACGAGACAGCAAUUGGGAGCUGCUCUAGCUUUAGCUGAGUACACUUCCCGGAAUUCUCUGUCAAAUAUUGCCCAGCGAAAUCUCGAUGAGAAUGCCGAAGGUAGUGAACAGAACCCAGCUCCUGGUCCAUCAAGUGGCUCAAGGAGUCGACCCAUCUCCACUUCUAUGCUCAAUGACGUCCUGGCCAGAAUUAAUCCGACUCCUGGAACUCCAGCAGGAACUACGGAUGCACCACAAAUCCCUCCAGCUCAGCAAUACGCAGCGGAAUUGCAGAGAAUGCGAGAGAUGGGUUUCCUGGAUGACCAGGUGAAUCUCCAGGCCCUUCAGCUCUGCAACGGAGACGUCGAGACUGCUAUUAAUCUUGUUUUCAGUGAUGAAUUGUGAAUUUAUGAACUUACUCGAAGAUCAAUAAAAGAAAACACAAUCUCUACAUUAUAAAAUGCAA
This is a messenger RNA of Phlebotomus papatasi, 1239 nucleotides long. RefSeq names its product ubiquitin-like protein 7. Gene Ontology annotation, cellular component: cytosol. NCBI's taxonomy places the organism in Eukaryota, Metazoa, Arthropoda, Insecta, Diptera, Psychodidae. Gene Ontology annotation, molecular function: polyubiquitin modification-dependent protein binding. The coding region runs from base 132 to 1178 and encodes 348 amino acids. The record is from RefSeq and is a predicted model, not a curated record. The transcript is spliced from 2 exons. Gene Ontology annotation, biological process: ubiquitin-dependent protein catabolic process.